Messenger RNA from Carica papaya (papaya), 2247 nucleotides. Its product is annotated as neutral ceramidase 2-like. Gene Ontology annotation, molecular function: N-acylsphingosine amidohydrolase activity. NCBI's taxonomy places the organism in Eukaryota, Viridiplantae, Streptophyta, Magnoliopsida, Brassicales, Caricaceae. Gene Ontology annotation, cellular component: extracellular region. Gene Ontology annotation, biological process: long-chain fatty acid biosynthetic process; sphingosine biosynthetic process; ceramide catabolic process. The record is from RefSeq and is a predicted model, not a curated record.
AUGUGGAGAAGUGGCGUGCUUAUAGCUUUUGGGUUUAUAGUUGGUCUGAUUAUAAGAUUCACAAAUGGAGAGCACUUGAUUGGAUUGGGAAGCUAUGAUAUGACUGGUCCAGCCGCUGGGGUAAACAUGAUGGGUUAUGCCAAUAUGGAACAGGUCACCGCCGGUGUCCAUUUCCGGCUUAGAGCCAGGACUUUCAUUGUGGUCGACGGCAUCCAAGGUCCUAGAUUUGCUUUUGUUAACCUUGAUGCUGGCAUGGCUUCACAGCUUGUCACAAUUAAAGUGCUUGAGAAACUCAAAUCAAGGUAUGGGAAUUUGUAUACUGAGAAAAAUGUGGCUAUAAGCGGCAUCCACACUCAUGCUGGUCCUGGAGGUUACUUGCAGUACUUGGUUUAUUCUAUAACCUCUCUUGGCUUUGUCAAACAAUCAUUUGAUGCAAUUGUGACGGCUAUUGAGCAGAGUAUUAUUCAGGCUCAUAACAAUCUCAAGCCCGGUUCAGUUUUCAUCAACUCAGGGGAUGUGGAAAAUGCGGGGAUAAACAGGAGUCCCAGUGCGUAUCUCCUUAACCCAGCAGAAGAAAGAGCGAGAUAUAAAUUCAAUGUGGAUAAAGAAAUGACCCUUUUGAAAUUUGUCGAUGGUGCAACCCAGAAGAGUAUAGGAGCUUUUAGUUGGUAUGCAACGCAUGGGACCUCCAUGAGCAGAGACAACAAGCUUAUCAGUGGAGACAAUAAGGGUGCAGCUGCUAGAUUCUUCGAGGACUGGUUUGCUUCCAUCACCAACUCUGCAUCUCCACCAGUCGGUGACGCAUCUGCUCAAGAGAAAGCGAAAGCAAUCAAAGCAACAGGAGGACAACCGUGUGGUAAAACUACAAGCCAAAGCUUUAAGGUGAGAAAGAAUGGCGAAGGGUCAAGAUUUGUAGGAGCAUUUUGCCAAUCAAAUGUUGGAGAUGUAACACCAAAUGUGCUCGGAGCAUUUUGCACAGAUAGCGGGAAACCCUGUGAUUUUAAUCACUCUUCCUGUCAUGGCAAUGACCAGCUUUGCGUUGGCCGAGGACCUGGAUACCCAGAUGAAAUAUUGAGCACAAAAAUCAUUGGGGAGAGGCAAUUUCAAAAGGCUGUUGAUUUAUUCAACUCUGCUACUAAGGAAUUGAGCGGCAAAAUCGAUUUUCGCCAUGUAUAUCUAAACUUCACCGAUAUUGAAGUGGAUAAAGAUGGAAAUACCAAAGCCAAGACUUGUCCUGCAGCUCUUGGUCCAGGUUUCGCCGCCGGGACUACUGAUGGGCCUGGUGCCUUCGGGUUUCAACAAGGCGACACAGAGAUCAAUGAGCUAUGGAGAAAAGUGAGGGACUUGUUGAAAGAACCCAGCCAAUAUCAAGUGGACUGCCAAAAGCCCAAGACCGUUUUGCUUGACACUGGCGAAAUGUUUGUUCCUUACGCAUGGGCGCCAGCAGUUCUUCCAAUCCAGAUACUGAGGCUGGGAAAACUGAUCAUAUUGUGUGUCCCAGGAGAGUUUACAACAAUGGCUGGUCGGAGACUGAGGGACGCAGUUAAGCAGACACUGAUCAGUAAUGGAGAAGGAGAAUUUGAUGAUGAGACUCGCGUUGUAAUAGCUGGCCUUACAAACACUUAUUCACAGUAUAUAGCCACUGUUGAAGAAUACACACAACAGAGAUACGAGGCUGCUUCAACACUCUAUGGACCACAUACACUAUCUGCAUACAUUCAAGAAUUUAGUAAACUAGCAAAAGCAAUGGCACAAGGAACCACCAUUGAAACAGGCAUCUCGCCACCCGACCUUUCAUCAGUCCAACUGAGCCUCUUACCUGAACCCUCUGGAGACUCACCUCCACCGGGCAAAAAAUUUGGUGACAUCAAACAAGAUGUGAGUUCUGGUUCGUUCAAGAAAGGAGACAUAGUAAGCGCUACAUUUUGGAGCGCUAAUCCCAGAUACGAUCUGUUAACAGAAGGAACAUUUGCGGUGGUAGAGAAGCUUCAAGAUCUUCGUUGGAUUCCAGUCUAUGACGAUGAUGAUUUUGACUUAUAUUUCAAAUGGGGAUUAGAUAACGCUACAUUUUUUGGCUUAGCAACAAUUGAAUGGCAAGUGACGGAGGAGGCUACUUCUGGGCUUUAUCGUCUUAGACACUUUGGUUCAUCCAAGAAAACGAACUCCUCUCCCAUCAAAUACUUUACUGGCACAUCCAGUGCCUUCACAGUGUCAUAGUUACAUUUGGAGCUUGUUUUAUUAGGAAAA